This is a messenger RNA of Pteropus alecto (black flying fox), 2247 nucleotides long. It is a transcript of the gene KLHL36, whose product is annotated as kelch like family member 36. The record is from RefSeq and is a predicted model, not a curated record. The coding region runs from base 156 to 2003 and encodes 615 amino acids. The transcript is spliced from 5 exons. Lineage: Eukaryota; Metazoa; Chordata; Mammalia; Chiroptera; Pteropodidae. Gene Ontology annotation, molecular function: cullin family protein binding.
CCGCCGCCGCCGCCUCCGCGCAGCUGGCUCGAGCCUGCCCGAGCGGCCGUUGUGCCGGCGGUUCCGCCAGGGGGUGCCGGGUCCGAACGAGCGACAGCGGCGUCCCGGGAGACCCUGCCGGCGAGACCCGGCGCGGGUGAGCGACUUCUUUCGUGAUGGAGGGAAGCCGGCAGACCCGAGUGUCUCGGCCCUACAAGAUCAGCGAAUCUUCAAAGGUGUACCGCUGGGCCGAGCACUCGACCACAGUGCUGCAGCGGCUGAAUGAGCAGCGUCUCCGUGGCCUCUUCUGCGACAUCGUCCUAGUAGCCGACGAGCAGCGCCUGCCGGCCCACCGCAACCUGCUGGCCGUGUGCAGCGACUACUUCAACUCCAUGUUCACCCUGGGCAUGCGUGAGGCCUUCCAGAAGGAGGUGGAGUUGAUUGGUGCCUCCUACAUCGGCCUCAAGGCUGUGGUGGACUUCCUGUACGGUGGGGAGCUGGCGCUGGACGGUGGCAACAUCGACUACAUCCUGGAGACGGCCCACCUGCUGCAGAUCUGGACAGUGGUGGACUUCUGCUGUGAGUACCUAGAGCAGGAGGUGAGCGAGGACAACUACCUGUACCUUCAGGAGCUGGCCUCCAUCUACAGCCUCAAGCGUUUGGAUGCCUUCAUCGACGGCUUCAUCCUGAGCCACUUUGGCACACUGUCCUUCACGCCUGACUUCCUGCAGAACAUCUCCAUGCAGAAGCUGUGCGUGUACCUGAGCAGCAGCGAGGUGCAGCGGGAGUGCGAGCAUGACUUGCUGCAGGCCGCCCUGCAGUGGCUGACGCAGCAGCCAGAGCGUGAGGCCCACGCCUACCAGGUGCUGGAGCACAUCCACUUCCCCCUCAUCCCCAAGAACGACCUGCUGCAUCGCGUCAAGCCCGCCGUGUGCUCGCUGCUUCCCAGGGAGGCCAACUGCGAGGGCUUCAUCGAGGAGGCCGUGCGCUACCACAACAGCCUGGCGGCCCAGCCGGUCAUGCAGACCAAGCGCACGGCACUGCGCACCAACGAGGAGCGCCUGCUGUUCGUGGGCGGUGAGGUCUCUGAGCGGUGUCUGGAGCUCAGUGAUGACACCUGCUACCUGGACGCCAAGAGCGAGCAGUGGGUCAAGGAGACACCCCUGCCAGCCCGGCGGAGCCACCACUGUGUUGCCGUGUUGGGGGGUUUCAUCUUCAUCGCCGGCGGCAGCUUCUCGAGGGACAAUGGAGGGGAUGCAGCGUCCAGUCUUCUUUAUAGGUAUGACCCCCGCUGUAAACAGUGGAUCAAGGUGGCCUCCAUGAACCAGCGCCGUGUGGAUUUCUACCUUGCCUCCAUUGAAGACAUGCUGGUGGCUGUUGGUGGCCGGAAUGAGAAUGGAGCACUCUCUUCAGUCGAGACGUACAGUCCCAAGACUGACUCCUGGUCCUACGUGGCCGGUUUGCCAAGGUUCACGUAUGGCCACGCAGGCACCAUCUACAAAGACUUCGUGUAUAUCUCGGGGGGCCAUGACUACCAGAUCGGCCCCUACCGCAAGAACCUGCUGUGCUACGACCACCGGACGGACGUGUGGGAGGAGCGGCGGCCCAUGACCACGGCACGGGGCUGGCACAGCAUGUGCAGCCUGGAGGACCGCAUCUACUCCAUCGGGGGCAGCGACGACAGCGUGGAAUCCAUGGAGCGCUUCGACGUGCUGAGCGUCGAGGCCUACAGCCCGCAGUGCAACCAGUGGACCCGCGUGGCCCCGCUGCUGCACGCCAACAGUGAGUCGGGCGUGGCCGUGUGGGAGGGUCGCAUCUACAUCCUGGGUGGCUACAGCUGGGAGAACACGGCCUUCUCCAAGACAGUCCAGGUGUACGACCUCGAGAAGGACAAGUGGAGCAAAGGCACCGACCUGCCCAAGGCCAUCGCCGGCGUGUCCGCCUGCGUCUGCGCCCUGAAGCCGAGGCUGGAGGACAAGAAGAAGAAGGGCAAGGCCAAGAGGCACCAGGACCGGGAUCAGUGACCCUGCCCUCGCCUACUGGGACCCCGUCCCCAUCGCCACCUCCCAGAGUGUCUGUAGACCAGCAACAACUUCGUAGAACCCUGGAACCAUUAUGUACCACUUAGCAGCUUUUUUUACUUUUAUGACUCUUGGUAUUUCUAUAUCACAGUAAACAAUUAAAUAUUCUAUGUAACUUUACUUAUUAUCUUGCUCGAAUAAUUAAACCUGGGCCCAGGCAGGAAAUAUGCCCUUAUGUCUGCGCAGA